GAGUAGUAGUUCCGUGGGGCGCUCGUACCCGCGGCCCCGGCGGUCGCGCCACUGCACGCCGCCAGCACACAGCGACUCCUCCGCCCCGACCCUCCGGCCCCGCCGGGGCAGGUCGCGCAAGCGGGGGCGGGCCUCUGUGCCGUGCGGCCAAUCGGGACUGGGCCUGAAGGCUGGGGCGGGGCGGCCCCGGAGAGACGCCCCGAGUGGCGGUUGUUUCAAGAUGGCGGACGUGGCGGGCCCCUCCCGCCCGGGCGCGGCGGCGUUCUGGAGCCGGGACUUUUCUGAUGAAGAACAAUCAGUAGUAUAUGUUCCAGGAAUUUCUGCAGAAGGAAAUACCAGAUCAAGACACAAGUUGAGUCCAAAAGCUGAUGUUAAACUUAAGACUUCCAAGGUUACUGCUGAUUCAGUCACCAUGGAGUCUUUAGAAGGUGCAGGAGACUCAGUAGAUGAACAGAAUUUCUGCAGGGGAGGAAUAAAGAGUGCAUCAUUGAAGGAUUUAUGUCUCGAAGACAAAAGGCGCAUUGCAAAUUUGAUUAAAGAACUGGCCAGAGUCAGUGAAGAAAAGGAAGUGACAGAGGAACGACUCCGAGCUGAGCAGGAAUCGUUUGAGAAGAAGAUCAGGCAGUUGGAGGAACAGAAUGAACUGAUCAUCAAAGAAAGGGAAGCUCUUCAGCUACAGUAUAGAGAAUGCCAAGAACUCCUAAGUCUCUAUCAGAAAUACCUAUCAGAACAGCAGGAGAAGCUCACCAUGUCUCUCUCAGAACUUGGUGCUGCUAAAAUGCAGGAACAACAGGUGUCCAAUAGGAAAAGCACUCUUCAGUCUUCAGCUGGGGAAUUGGAUGGCUCCUACUUGAGUGUAGCCAAAUCACAAACCCGCUAUCAAACCAAGCAGAGGCCUAUGUCUGCAAUCCAGAACUCUGCUUCAGAAUCCCUUGUUGAGUUUAGGAAUAAUUCUUUGAAACCAGCAGACUUUCAUUACCCCAAAAAGGAUCUAGACAGGGUGCCAGUAGAGACCAGGACAUGUGAUUAUGGAUCUCCUGGGAGAAAACUAGUAGAUGCAGUUCCUACAGAGAAAGCCCUACCAGUGGAAUUGAAGAUGAAAGAAUGCCAACACCUGAAGCCUACUUCAUCCAGUCAGUGUUGUGGUCAUAGACUUUCUGAAAAUGAAGACCAUGUUCAUGAAAGUCAGCCUACGCAAAUGGCCCCUCAAUAUUCCAAAACACAUCUGGAAUCAUGCAGUAAUUGUGGGAUUUCCUGGACAUCCCUGUUGCAUGGUCAAGGGGCACAGCAGUCUAGUGAAACUGAUGUCAAAAAGCAACUCUCAGAAAAUAGAAGGCACCAACUUAUGCUUCAGAAGAUGGAGCUGGAAAUUGAAAAAGAGCGCCUUCAGCAUCUGCUGACACAGCAGGAGACAAAGCUUCUCUUAAAACAGCAGCAGCUUCAUCAGUCUCGACUGGAUUAUAAUUGGUUAAGAAAUCAAGCUGUAUUUAAGACAAGAGAACUCAUUGCCGCUAAAGAGUUUACUAAAGCCCAAGGACUCAAUCUGCAUAUGAAUGGGGAAGACUCUGGACCAAGUUUAUUGAAGUCAAAAUAUGCUGACUGGGUGCUGGGAGCAUCAUCAUCCAUCAAAAAGUACCAGGAGUCCACUAACAGUGGCGAAAAUAGAAAAGAGAAGAAGACAGUUGGGUUUCACGCACAAACAGAAGAUGAUGCCCUAUGGACAUGUCAAAAGAAAGAUGCAUAUCGUUCCCAGAGAGGGACAAAGGCAGGAAUUAGAAAAGAUGCAUCCACAUCUCCUAUGACAACAGGAAGCCAAAAGGAGCUUGUAACCACAACCACAUCAUCACUGCAGCAAGACAGUGCCCGGUAUGAGACAUCUCUGUUGGAUUUGGUUCAGUCUCUGAGUCCAAAGUCUGCUCCCAAAUCUCAGCCGCAUCCCUCCAGAGAAGCUGGAGCCUGGAAUCACAGUACUUGCCGACCCAGUCCUCGAAAAUCAAUCUGGAACAAGGUGGGGGCAGGUAGGACCCCUGAAGACCUAGAGGAGAAUCAAAUUCUGGAAGAUAUCUUUUUCAUUUGACAUUGAAACACAUGCUACAAAAUUUCCAUCAGAAAUGUGUGGGCUUCUUUAUGUACUGAUCUAGGAUGUUAAAUUAUUUGAUGGCAAAGUAACCAUGUCUCUCCUAUACUAGCAUCCUGUUAUGUAUUGAACAUAGAAAUCAUUCUACGAACCUGGAUUGAUUUUGGUCAGACCAAUCAGUAGAGAACACAUUAAGGGGUUUUUGGGGUGGAGGGCAGAAUCUUUUCUAGGCCAAACAGAGAUUAGAAAAUUAACAUAGGACCUUUCUACGUGCAGAGGCCGUGGCAUAUUCAGCCUGAUUUCAAGAGCAUUUCCUUCUCAAUACUCAAUUGGAAAAGGUUGGCUUUCUUUUGUACACAAGGAAAACGUUUUCACUGAAAGAUCCCUCUGACUUAAAAGUAGCCCCUUUGUAACAUAAGUGUUCAGAAAGACAGACUCUUUGCGUCCACCUCUCCUUUACCUCUGUCCCUCACUGCCUGCCUCUCUCUGUGUACGCGUGGCCACUGGAUCCCAAAGUUGGAGCUGGUGCACCUACCCUCACAAACAACACUAAGGACCAAUUGUGAGUGACCAUUGUCAGUAAUCAUCAGCCCGGCAGUGGCCCAUCCCUUAACCAAGGGGCACAGUGGGCUAGAGGGAGGGACCCACUCAACCCUUGGAAGCCAGCAUUAAAUCCCACAACAGAGUGACUACCCUCGGGAAAUAAAAUGGAGGCACAGGCCUGAAAUGCUUCUCCUGCCAUCCGCUCAUUUCCCAGGAUAAAGAAGAGCAAUAUCUCAGUACGUUUUAUUGACUCGAGUGUCUAUAUUCUUCACUCUUUUGAACUGCCCAUGGCUGUAUCUCGGGAAGAUGUCGGAGCUAGAGAGGAGCAUCAGCCACUUGAUGAGCUUUCCCUGGUCCUCCCUCUUACCUAUGAGGACCAAAGGCCCUGGGUUGACCAGGCCUUUUAUGUGCUCUGCUCUGGGUCACUGUCCCACUGUCCCAUGACCUCAAAGAACUAUCUCUACUUGCCAGAUUCUCCUCCACCACCCCAAGCAGAGUCUCCCCUUCUUUCCUACUGGGCCUCCACUUGACCCAGAGAAGGCCUGUGGAAGAAAUAUCCUUGAGGCCUUGUUUCCUCCUCUCUGUUCUCCUGUUCAACAGGGCUCUUGAGAUGGGUCCUUCAGCUUACAGUGGGCUCUGGUAGGUUCAUGUGCCAAUGGGCAGCACGAUGAGCCUGGUAGAGCCAAUGAGUUUAAAACUUCCCAGCCAUUGGAAGCAAGGGGAAAAUGUGUUCCCAGAGAUGUAUACUCAAUGACUUUAUUUGAUCUGGAGGGUAUUACUUUUUUUUCCCUCUCCCUUUCACCAACUCCAGGCUUGAAGUGGGACCAAGAGUUUUUGUCAGUUAGCACUGGUAGCCAAAGUCAGACCAUUCAGUGCAAACUACAUUUAGUGAGCCUGCAUGGCUUCCCUGAAAUCUUUAUCAAAACUGUAUUAUUUCAGCCUACAAAAGCCUAUUAAACAGAUACCUUAUCUGAAUGGAUCUAAAUCUCACUGUCUCUUUGGGAUGAGGCCCUGUCAACUCCAGUCAUCCUUCCUUUACUUGGAUCUUUUUGUUCUUUGGAAGAUAGAAGAAUGGAACCUACCAAUACCAUAUCCUUAAUUUGAGGUCAAGAUUAACUAGUCUUAGGCGUCCAAUUGAAAAGUUGAAAAGGCAUUGCAGAUUACAAUAUCCUUUUAAAAUUCACCCCUGUGAGAGUAACUAAGUCCAUUUUGUCCCAUUUCAGAAAGUGUUUGGAAAAUGAGUUUCCUUAGGUGUGGCAGAAUGGGUAGAAGCAAACUGAGAGCCCUCAGCCAUUUUGUCACUUAAACUUAAGUUUCCAGAACUUUCUUUUCCUUGCCCCAAGUGUCAUAAGCACCUUAAGUACAUCAGUCUCUUGGAUCAGCCAUAACUACACUCUACCAUUUGGACACCAGUGUCUUUACAGAUCUCCAGAGUAAGAGGGUGCUGGAAAGACCAAGAAAAGGAUUAUGAUUUCUUUAAGAAGCUUGUUUGCCUUUAGAAGAAUCAUAAAUGAGAUUUAAACUGAGGUCUUUUGGGGUGAGGCUGUCACAUGCCACAGAUUGGAGUUUAAUUGCUUCUUUACCUCCCCCUGCAUGAGCAAUUUGGAAGAGCAAAGAUGAUUUUCAGCAGAGUGUCAAUCAGCAUAUUUUUCAUAUGCUACAUUCCCCCACCAGUUGCCUUUCUCUAUCCUGUGGGUAUUUCUUGUGUGUCAGGGCAGUAGGAUGUGAAUUUGUGGCUAAUCCAGUAUAUUCCUUAUAAAUUGAACCGUGUAUGUUAACAUCUUAAUCUGUCUUAUGUUGAGAUACAUACAAAGGUUGUUGUAGAGCCUGGAAGCUUGACCUAAUUGCAGAUAUCCUACGGAAAGAGGGUCUGACACGGAGGGGUAUGCUUUUCUUCCUGGUAAAGUGCUCCCAACAGUGACUGGCUUCCUUCAGCUGCUUCCUGAAAGCAAGGCUGGAUACAUAUUAGGGGAGGUGCACAUAGUGCCCCAACAUUGCCCACCCUGCUACCCACCAUUCUGUGAGAGAAAAACCAAUCAAUGUUUGCAAAAUGGGAAAAGACAAAGUAUGUCCACCCAAGCUCCCUACAAGGGCACAAGGGCCCGAUUUAGGAAACCAAGGUUAAUCAAGGAAAAGCUUUGGCCAACAGUCAUCCUUCCUGGAGGCACACUUGUGUUCAUCCAAACCUGCCCCCCAUGGUGGGGACUUAGCUAGAAAACCCCAAACGUCAUGGGGAAGGAGGGGCUCUCUCCUUCAGAGCUGCCCUUUGCACUUGGCCCCACUCCCAACACCUGGCUUCUCUGAGAAAUUUGCUACCUGGAAACUCUGGGAAUGAAUAGGCCUAAAGGAGAGACCUGGACAAAGAAUGAGGUCAUUAAUGGGGUGGAGACUACGGCAGGCUCCUCCCAGGUCAUGCUUUCCCCUCACCUCAGUGAACAUUGUUUUUAAUGUGGGUAAUUGCUUAUAUAUGUGAGAGAUUUUAAGUUAAUAAAUUAUCUCCAUGGCUAUUCUCCCCA
This is a messenger RNA of Hyaena hyaena (striped hyena), 5136 nucleotides long. RefSeq names its product KIAA1328 ortholog. The transcript has 11 exons. NCBI's taxonomy places the organism in Eukaryota, Metazoa, Chordata, Mammalia, Carnivora, Hyaenidae. The record is from RefSeq and is a predicted model, not a curated record. Bases 221 to 2077 code for a protein of 618 amino acids.